AUUUCAUUUAAAUUGUAAAUUUGGGAAUUUUUAGAAUUCAACAUUUAAAAAAGCAGGACCAUGAUCGGAGCAAGGUAUUGACUUUCUUAAAUCCUCACCCUGCGGUGUACAGAAAAGAACGUUGAUAAAAUGUUACCAAAUUGCAAAUAAAAAACAGUACAAUUACAAAACAGAAGACGAAAAGCCAAGACAGGGGGCGCGCUAGGGAAAUCAACAGUUUUAUGUUCGAGCUUGACUGCUCUGUUUUGUCUUGUCUUUUUGCUUCUUUCAUUAUACGGAAGUUUUACACAGCAGUACCAUGACAACGGUGCGUGAUCGUUGUGCUACCGGGAAAAUUAAACUCUCUUUUAACAACUGAGAAGUUUUGGUGAUUAUAAAUUUAUUGGUAGAUGUUGCAAUAAACGAACAUGCAACGCGAACGAAACGUGAAUAUGAAGGAGGUGAUAGGAUCGCUUUGCUACCUGCUGUCCAGACUGGGAGUCGACUCUGUUCCCAGCCCGGAGGCCUUCAGACGGGCCAAAUUCGGCAAGGCGGACGGGACUGUUGAGUUUUGGAGGUUUUUGCACAGCUUGUUGGAAAGAGAAGUCAGUUUGGGAUGUGAUUGCACUGCCUUGCAAGAAUCUCAUAUAGAGAGGCAGGUCAGUGUUGUGCAGUCAGCACUGUGGCACUGUGGCUACGGUGCAUUGGAGUUCUAUCAGCUGCCCACUGAUGGCUCUCAAGGAAGCAGAGAACUGCUGCUGGCAUUUUCCUGGCUCCUGUCCAGGGCUGGCCUGUUGGAACACCUGCUGGAGAAGUCCUGCCUCAGGCUGGAGGACAUUACGCCCCCCUCUGUGCUCCCUCUGUCUGUGUGUGCUGAUGGAGACCUGCCUGUGUCUGCAGAGGUUGCCGAAGGGCUGGAGAGCAGUGUCAGGCACCUGCAGUGGCAGCAAGGUAGACUGAGGCUCCAUUGGAAGACUGUCCAGGCUUCACGAGAGGAGAGAGCCAUACUGCUGCACAAGAUCCAUUCCUACACUAAAGGCUGUCAAAUCAUCCCUACAGUCAGCCAUCUUUCUGCUAUGGAAACUAAUUUCAUCAAAGACCCCAUGGAGCAGAACAGGAUCUUGAAGAUGCUGCAGUCUGAGAUUGCUCUGCUGGAGAGUUACUUGGAAUGGAAACGCCUGGAGCCACUAUAUUGGUGUUGGAUGGACAGUGUAAUUGAUGCCAAGCUUGCAGAUCCCUUGAAAUCGCAAGGUGCUUUCCACAAGGAUGUUGUUGCUAUGACACCGAAGGUCAAGAAAAUCAAUAAGAAUUGUUGCCAAGGCAACAUGGAAAUGAGAGAAAUCAACCAACUCAGCAAGGUGCUGAUGGAGCUUAAUGUGGGGAUACAGGAGGCUCUAUCUGCCAAAAGGGCCACUUGGUGCUUAUUGCAGAUGGAAAAGAAAUGUCCAGAUGCACUUAACUCUUCUGUGGAGUUUGGAGACACUUUUGCAAAUCUUCAAGAGAAAGUCAGACAGAAACUUUGUGCUCUGAGGACACAUGGAGUGCAGAACAAAUGUUUUAAAGAUACCACCUUCAGGCUUGUUCUGAGAGAGCACCAACCUCAACAGCCUUUCUCUGAAAAAGCAGUGCAAUCAGGAGAACUCCCAGCCUCCCAAGCCAUUAAGGCGCUGCAGGAAAUGGAAGCUGACUUUCAGGCAGAGCUGUGUGAACUGCAGCAAGCCUGCAGGAACGAGAUUUUGGAAAAUGUGGGCAGGUUGGAGGGGAUGAUUUUUAUCCCGCCAAUGAAGAAGUGAACACCAUAGUAUUCAUCAGGGCUUUAAAUGACGACUGGCUCACUUCUUUGUGACUGCAGCGCCACAUCUCAUCAAACUUUUCCCAGCUGGCUGAUUCUUCUUCUUCUUGUAACACAGAUUUCUCGAAAUAGAAACAUUUUGAAAAUUACAAGAACUCACUAAGAAACACUUCAGAAAACAGUAGGAAAGAGUCAUUCAAUUCUUCCACUGAACUCUUAAUGGAUUAACAGUAGUGUGUUAAGUAACAAUAAAAAAGCAUGUGUUUUAGCAUUAAUAAAAUUACUAAUUAUACAUGAAAUGUAUAAGAAUGGAUCAAACCAAGUAAAGUCUUGGGUACCUGGGUAUUUUUGCCAUGUUAAGUUAAAGUUAAAAGUAUCUUGUAUAUUUGACAGAUACAGUUUAUUCCCUUGACAGUCAAGGGAAUAAGCUAAAUAAAUAAUUGCAUUUUG
This is a messenger RNA of Lepisosteus oculatus (spotted gar), 2221 nucleotides long. It is a transcript of the gene tedc1, whose product is annotated as tubulin epsilon and delta complex 1. Lineage: Eukaryota; Metazoa; Chordata; Actinopteri; Semionotiformes; Lepisosteidae. The record is from RefSeq and is a predicted model, not a curated record.